AUGCAUUACCCAACGCUCGUCCAUCUCUUGUCACUGGCAGUCGCCGUAUCCGCCGCGUCUCAAAUCCACAAUGCGAAUCCUGGCUUCGCGGACGCUAAGAUGCAAGGAUGUGUUUCAGUCAAACUCGGAAGCGACUCGAAUGGCGUACCGGUCACCAUUAACAACUGCAACAAUGGAAACAUGGGCGACUUCUCGAUUCAAUAUGACUGGGAUGUGUCAUUUUUCGAUUCUCCUACCAAUCCGCAAGCCCCACAGUAUAUCAAGGUUGCUGGCGACAUGUGUCUCGAGGUCAAAGACGGUGCCGAUUUGGAUGGGAGCGCGGUGCAAAUCGCCACUUGUGACAAUACCAAAUCCAACCCGAAUCAGCAAUGGACUUCGUACCCGGACUACACCUUCCGUUGGGCCAAGAGCGGCAAUAAAUGCCUUGACCUCCGUGACGGCCAGGUCGCUAAAGGCACGCCCCUUGUUAUUUCGACUUGCUCUGGUCGGCGCUCCUCGACUCAAGCUUGGGCCAGUAGCUCCUUCCAAGCUGACGAGGGCGUUUAUCUCUUCGUCUCCGGCUCAGUCUAUUGCAUGUUAGCCUCAGUCAACAACGCAAAUAUACCAGCCAGCGUCGCUGAAUGCGUGGGUGCCGACCCGAAGCAAACGUUCCGCGACGGAAGCCUCACGUGGAAUGUUCCUUCCGCCCCCUUUACCGGCCCGAUCUCGACGUUUGGCGACAAAUGCCUCACCGUUUCCGGCCCCAUACUUAGCCUCGAGUUGUGCACCGGUGCCAGUAAUCAGCGCUUCCGCUCGCUCCCGAGUGGCCAGCUUGAGUGGGACCACACUGGCUCGUGUGUCAGCAUGAGCGACAGAUUUCUCCGACUCUCUGAGUGCAGCGAUGCGAGUGACCAGAAAUGGACGCGCACUCAUGGCGCGUGA
Molecule: messenger RNA, 921 nt
Organism: Mycena indigotica
Lineage: Eukaryota; Fungi; Basidiomycota; Agaricomycetes; Agaricales; Mycenaceae
Exons: 5
Coding region: 1-921 (306 amino acids)
Source: RefSeq, a predicted model, not a curated record